UUACUCCACUGUCCUCAGUCUCCUGAUAUCAUAAUAAUAUGAUAAGCUAUGUAAUAAGCCCAUAACCUGUGAACAGUGAAGCCCAUGACACUACCACUGUCAGUGACACUCGUCUCCGUCUAGUAUAGUUUCAGUAGGCCUAUAUAGCUACUUCUUCAGUUGUUCCAGUAGUAGUUACUGAGCCACUUACUGACGUAUGUAAACGUGAUGAAUCCAGAUGGAAGGGAGGCAGUUAAAGAGAUCAUCUUGGCCGCGAAAGAAAAAAAAGGCAAGAUGACAGAGGUGUCGCUAACGAGCGACAUGCUUCCUCUUGGAAAUGGCAGCAACCAGCGACGGCAGAGUUACCAGAACGACAAUGGCAACCAUCUGGCGUCCAUCUUGCCCGUCCCCGGUUGCUGCCCCUUUGACGCGCGGCGAGAAGUUCGAUUCUGAAAGUCUUCCACUGGAACUUGUCGAGACGACUUCACAGCCCGUGCUCCACGAUGUACAGAUGGCGGUGGAGUUUCUCACCAAUGACGGUCGGUUCGAGUUGUACACGAUGCUGUAUCGACGCAUUCUCGUCAUCUGGUUCCUGAUUAGCGUCGUCAUACUCAUCGUCUUCUGCAGCGUAGGAAUCCGGGGCCUGGAGCUGUUCGGAGGAGUGAUCGUGUGGCUCAUAAUCCUCGCCGUGGGAGUCUUCCUCUGCAUGUACGCAAAGAGAAGGAUGGACUAUAACCUGAAUAAGGCAGUUGGUGCAGCGAAUCGGAUAUUGAUAAAGCACAAGCUAUUACUGUGCUUGGAGGACCUGGGAAGAAUCUCUUGCCACAAGUUAUCUCUACACUUUUUUUCAUAUGACAUCAGCGAAUGUGUGGUUACGAUAGCAAAUAAAUUAUUCGAUGAGGAACAAGAUCAGAAAGCAAAAGCAGCAUCGCGAGCAGCGGGGACAGCAAAGUUUGAAAAGCAGCCGGCGUCCAGCUACCAGAAUCUCGAGAUUAUCAACAGCGGCGAUGCACUCGCCAUCGGUGAGUCGUCCGUCGCCAUGGAACCGGACACGGAAGCGAUCAUCAGCGAGACGGACGACGUCGCCUCCAACCCUAAAUACAUGAUAAAGGCUGAGAAGGUGGCGUUGGACUACAGCCAGCGUUACCUGCGCGCGCUCGGCCGCGACCUGCUCAGCUUCCCGCCGCGCGACAUCGACCGGGUGCUCGCAACGUCAACGCUGCACAGCACCACCUGCUUCUGUCUCUGCCAGUACACGAACGAGCACUACUUCAAGUACAAGCCAGUACCGUGCAGUCGUGCAAACGUAGUUUUAGAGGAGCAGACGCCGUCUAGCCAGCCGCUGACCAGUGAGAUGGCGUCGUCGUGAAACGAGAGCAGCAAUUGCCAUGAGUAGACUAGCAGCGGCGACCAGCCGGGAGAAUUGUGCGUCCUAAGACAACGUCGCCCUCUGUCGGUGGAGUGCUAGCGAUUCCACCGUGUCCUGUUGGCCUCUAGGCUAGCGACCAUUCCUGUGAUACCACCGUCUGCCGCCGUUACGUCGCCGUUGUUACGACCGCACCCUGUCGACCGUUCCUGUGACGUCACUGCCCUCUGCGGGUGUGUCGCAAUACUGAUGCCACUGCAUCCUGUUGACUGUAUUGCUGUGAUGUGACUAUACCUUGUGGUGGUGGUGUGUUAUUAGACCUAUUCCUGUGAUAUCACUGCCAUCUGGUGGCACAUUGCAGAGGCCUUAUGACACGAUCGCACCCCGGAGGGUGUACUCUUCGUAGCAGUGCCCUCUGGUGGUCUGCUGCUGUCUCCUGACUGUGUUCACGUCACUGUCCCUUGCCGACUGUGCUAGUGAUAACAAUGUCAUCAGGUUGUGUGCUGUCCUUUUACGACAUUGCCUUUUACGCACCCUGGUGGCAAUGUACGACAUUGCUGCCCCUGGUGGCAAUGCACGACAUUGCUGGCCCCUGGUGGCAAUGUUUGGCAUUGUGGCCCCCUUGUGGCAAUGUUCGACAUUAUGGCCCCCUGGUGGCAAUGUACGACAUUGCUGCCCCCUGGUGGCAAUGUCAUGGAAUUUAUGAAAAUUUCUUAUUGCCAUUUAAAAACAAUUAUCACGGUGGCUGUAUGCACUUGCAGGGCUAGAUAAUUUCUGUGCCACAUGACAUUGCCUUAUAUGCAUUACAUUUAGAAGCCGAGUAGAAUGUAAUGGGCAAUCGAUGAGAUUAUGUCUAGGGUGUUAGUAAUUUUUCUUUUUAGUCAGUUUAUUUUUUUGGAGCUUUUGUCUAUUCUAGCUACUAUUCGAGCUAACAAUUGCAAACAUUGCUACUCGGGAGUGAUACACGGCUUUUGCGCGAUCGCAAGGUAGCGCUCCUUAGGGUAACAUGAACAUUAUCUCGGAAGAGCAAAAAGAAAAGACGUAGUUGUACCUCCUUGAAAUUCGAAAUACAGUUUUAGCAUCUGUUGUCUUUCACUAACCUUUAGGAUAACGCCCUCUAAAUGAACUUCCAAUAUUGAAUGUUGACUGUAUUUCACGAAUCUGAAUAUAUUCAGCAAUUAUGGGUAUUUUUGUAUUCCAGCUAGUACACUAGUGUAUUUUACUGGAAGUGUGAAAAAUCGUUAUAUUUUUGUGUAUCGUGCGCACUUCAGUGCCUUUCAGAAUGUCGGGUAAAUAUUUUAUCUGGUGUGUAUAUAUAUUUACAUAUCGUAAUGUCAGGGUCGCACAUGUACUACUGUCAAAUGUUGACAGACUGGUGGAGGCGAUUGCCAUGAGCCAAAUCGAUAUGAAAAAUCAUGUGGUGACAUGGUGCUAUUUAUAAUAAACAAACACGUUGCCGCGUGUAUGUUUGCAUGCACGUAUAAGCUACGCAUGCCAAGUGAGGCAAUGGAAUCGAAUCUCAGGAUAAUCACGAUUUUACACACUACGGUGUUUCGGUAACUGCAUUUCACGCCGGUGACGAUUCUCUCUACAGUUCAAGUUAAAGCUAGGUCGCGCUAGCGUCGUGUUCUACGAAUCUCAUCUGCCACCUGUAAUUUCUUUUUCGUACCCGUAUGAAAUUGUCGUUGUGGUACCUCAGUUGUACUUUACAAGGGUCAGAAGCGUAGCUAACCCAUUUUUCCUAGGGGGGGGGGCAAAGCCAUAUACAUGGUGUGUUCUGGGAAGGUGACCGCCGUUGACUAGGUAUUGUAUCGACUUUUUUCUGGGGGGCAGCUAGCCCCCCUGGCUAGCUAUGUCCCCGAGGAUGCUAUUUAAUUCCUAAGUUUGUGGGUGCCAAAGAGGAUCACCUGGUAUAUCCGUGUACCGUACACGUUAUGUUAUUGGAAUCAGUUAGAAAAAAUUGGUUUCGUUA
Priapulus caudatus is the source of this 3317-nucleotide messenger RNA. RefSeq lists its product as uncharacterized. The record is from RefSeq and is a predicted model, not a curated record. NCBI's taxonomy places the organism in Eukaryota, Metazoa, Priapulida, Priapulimorpha, Priapulimorphida, Priapulidae. The transcript has 12 exons. The coding region runs from base 317 to 1348 and encodes 343 amino acids.